Molecule: messenger RNA, 952 nt
Organism: Nicotiana attenuata
Lineage: Eukaryota; Viridiplantae; Streptophyta; Magnoliopsida; Solanales; Solanaceae
Exons: 2
Coding region: 411-734 (107 amino acids)
Source: RefSeq, a predicted model, not a curated record
GUAUUUUAAAAGGCAGAAUACCUCGGGACCUCUUGAACUUGACAUCAUCGUUUAUUCAGAGCACAUUUAAAAUUACGGAAAAGGGCCUAAAAUGCCCUUUUACUUUAUGAAAUAGGACAUGUUAGCCCUCCGUUAAAAGUUGGUCUCUAUUAUGGCAUUGCCGUCAACAAAUUGGCUCAUAUAUGACCUCCAUCACUAACGGAAGACUCAUAAAGCCACGUGGAAUAUAUGUGAGGGCAAGUUAGACCUAGUUCGAAUUGUACAAGGGCAUAUAUGAGUCAGUUAUAAUAGUCAUUUCUCAAACACUUCACCACCCUUAUCAGUUUACUUUGACACCUAUUUGACAACACCAAACUAAUUAUCACAGCAAAUAAACUAAGUCAUAGAUAAAAACAUUCAAAUGAACAACAAUGACUUCAUUAAAUCCUAGUAGCUCAAAGGGGUCGAAUCAUAACAAAAGACAACAAAUAACAAUGUCGGAAUGUUCUAGUAGCUCAAAUGGGUCGAAUAGGAGGUGUCAUUACAAACUUACUGCCAAUUAUUUCAUGGCAUGGGAACGUUUAAAUGCUAGGAUAAGGGUUUUCAAGUGCCCGAAGCAUGAGGAUGAAAAAUAUUCCUAUUGGGAAUGGCAAGAUGAAGAGCUUCCUCCUAGAGUUUCAAAUCUCAUAUGCACUUUAAAGAAAGAGAAGGAAGCUCUAAUCCGUGAAAGAAAUGCUCUCCAAAGGAAAAUUUGAUCUUGAGAGUGUUAUGAUGCUCGUCGAUCAUGGAGGAAUAGAAGCCUUGGAAUUGGAAAGAAAUGUUCUAAUGAAGAAAAUGAAUGAUUUAGAGUACUCAGUUGUGCUUGAUUCUAAACUUCGGAAGAAGAUGUGAAUUUUCAUGUGUGUGAUAUUGGGAUGUCUUGUUAUGUUCUUUGGAUCAUUGCGAAAUGAUAUGUAAUGUUAGUGUUAUUGUG